GAAGCCUUGGCGAAUUUCUGCAGUGCAUCUUGUAGAUAGUACACACUGCUGCUACUGAUGGAGUGGAUACUUGUGGUGCCUGUUGUGAGAUUUUAUCUGGCACAUAGAGUAAAAAAAAGUGCAUUUUUUUCACAGGAUAUUACAAAUGGAGGAAUUACGGAUGAGAUGCUCAAAUCAAACAUCAUGUCAAGAUCUGACAGUAAUUUUACUUAUCAGGACAUUAAUAUAAUUGACCUUGGAAUAUAGAAGGAAGCAAUCAGUGUGACCUGUAAAGGUCAAUGAGAGAGCGCUCCAGAGCACUGCUGAAAGAAGUUUACCCAAUUACACAGCUGAAAGAGCAUCACACCAUUCAUGAAGACAGGAAACGUACAUUUAUGUGUACUCGCGUUGGGAACAGGUUUAGUCAGCUGACUGAUCUCUUGGCAGAACAGUGUGUGCACGCAGGGGAAAGGCUGUUCAUAUGCUCCAUGUGUGGGAAGAAUUUCUCUCGUUCAUCAAAUUUGCUGGCCCACCAGCGAGUUCACAGUGGGGAGAGGCCCUUCAGCUGCUGCACGUGUGGCAGGAGAUUCUCUCGUUCAUCAAAUCUGCUGGCGCACCAGCGAGUUCACACUGGGGAGAGACCUUUCAGCUGCUCCACCUGUGGGGAAGAAUUCACACGGUCGUCUAGUUUGCAGACACACCAGCGAGUUCACACUGGGGAGAGGCCAUUUAGUUGCUCUACAUGUGGGAAGGAGUUCACACGCUCAUCCCAUCUGUUGAGACACCAGCGCAUUCACACAGGAGAGAUGCCUUUCACCUGCUCAGUGUGUGGGAAGGGAUUCACUCAAUCUUCCAAUUUGUUGACACACCAGCUUGUUCACUCUGGGGAACGGCCAUUCAUAUGCUCACUGUGUGGGAAGGGAUUCACUCGGUCGUCUCACCUUCUGACGCACCAUCGUAUUCAUGAAGGAGAAAGGCCAUUUACCUGUUCUGUGUGUGGGAAGGCAUUUAUCCAGUCCUCCAGUCUGCUGACACACCAGCGAGUUCACACUGGGGAGAGGCCAUUUGUUUGUUGUGUCUGUGGGAGGAGAUUCACUCGGUCAUCCAACCUGCUGUCACAUCAGAGUGUUCAUACUGGUGAGAAACCGUUCACCUGCUCUGUAUGUGGAAAUAGAUUCACUCGUUCCUCCAGCCUGUUGGCACACCAGCACGUUCAUACUGGGGAGAAACCAUUCAUCUGUGCUGUAUGUGGGAAAAGAUUCACUCGCUCAUCCAACCUGGUUACACACCAACGUGUUCACACUGGAGAGAGACCAUUUACAUGUUCUGUGUGUGGAAAAGGAUUCACUCGUUCAUCUAACCUGCUGACACACCAACGAGUUCACAUUUAACUACACUGAGUGGAUUCUGCUGUUAAUAACGUCCAGGAUUCAGCCAGGUUGGAUCUGGAAGUUGGGGGCUGUUAAUGCUGAUCUGGAUAACCCUAGAACUGCGACAUAUUUUACCACUGAGUGUAUGUAUUGCAUUUGGAUUUUCUUUGGGAUUUAUCUUUAGCAACCACUGCUGGAAGUGGGUUGUAUCUCUACAGCAUGCCCCAUAUUUCCAUAGACAAAAGAUUUUCCAAGAUGCAAGAUGUUGAAAGGGACCUUUAGUGACUGGCUAUGUGUGAAUCUAUUCUCAUCAAGUGAAUCACCAACUUUUCACUCACAAAAUCAGAUUUUAACCAACAUUUUUCAUAAGAACGUUCAGACACUUUGACAGUUAUCACUGAAAUUUACCCGCUGUUCCUUUAUCGUUCUACAAGAUGUUGUCUUUUCCCUCCCAGCUUUCAAUUACAGUCAGUGCCAUCCAAUCAGAGGCCUUGCCCAUUAACCUACAACUGAUGAGAUUUUGCUUCACAUUCGCAGACUGAUUUAGAAUUUAAACUCUUGUAUUUUUUGGAAAUGCUGAGAGCUAAGACAGAUUUAAAUAGGGAUGUAGGCUGUUUGCUUAACACAGGAGAAAAGGCAUCCUCGUAGGAAAUGCUGCAAUUAGAGAUUGAGAGAGUAUAGUAAUGACGCUGGAAAGAGCAAGGGAGAAUGUGCUGUUGACUCCAUCACUAAGGAGAAGCUAUCAGUGAAGAGACUAAGAACUUAAAUAAUUAACUUGACAGGGAAGCACAUUUCGACAGUUAGCACAUUAAGCGAAUGUCUUGUUUUAAUGGAGGAAAUGGUCUUUUCCUUUGGGUGCUGUAGUUGGUAUCUGCCCUUGUUAAUUAGGUAUAGGCACUUGGGCAAGUUGUCUUGAACCUUCAGCCAACAUGAGUCUAUUUCUUCUUGACCCCUUUAUCACACAAACUGAUGCUGUCAAUGGCUAUUUUCUGAAUUUUAUUACCUAGAGAUUGGAUCAGAGUUUAAUGAUUUUUUAAAAAAUUGCUUAAAGUGACUUGUUGAGCUUUUUAAAAGUUUGAACACUUUGGUUAUUUAGUAAUAAUAUAAAAGAUACCAGGGUCUUUGUAAUUUAAUGUUAUUGAUAGAUUUCUGGAUUAUUCCAGAUUAUUUCAGGAUGAGUUUGUCUGUGUACUAGAAUCAAACUGUCAGGUAAAUGGGUGCCUGGUCUGAUUAAAUGGAGGGCAAUCAUUUUGCAGUAGUUGGAGAUGAGGGGUGUAAGUGUUUGCAAUACUACUGUUCUUUGCCCUAUAGUGAAGACAGAACAAAUUACGUGCUCAAUUUAGCUGCGAAUCCUUAUUUUCCGUUACUAAUUAUCCAGUUUCACUUUCGAUGAGAAUCAACCUUACUUUGUUAACUCUUUAUGUAAUUAUAGAAAUUCUUUUGUUACGUUUCUGACCAGCUUUCUCUCCUACUCUUAACUUUUUGUUUCUCUUUAUUAAAGUUUUUGGUCAUUCCUUGCUUUUAUUCCUUGCUGUCCAAUGUUCUGACAUCUGUUUCUGCAAAGUUUGAUUCUACCUUUAACAUUUUAGCUAAUUUCUAGUCUAGAUGGUAAGCCUGUCCCUGGAAUUUUUCUCACUUGUAAGAAUGUAUUGACUUUGUAUCUUUUGAAAUCCCCCCUAAAUGUCUGCCACUGUAUCUUUUCUGAUGUAUCUUUUUAACCUAAUUUACUUUAGCCAGCUCUGCUUUCAUGUGCUCAAGAUUAUCCUUCAUAGAAUCAUACAAUCUCUGCAAUGCAAAAAUAGGCCAUCAAGUUCACACCAACCCCUCUGAAGAGCAUCCCACCCUGACCCUACUCUUACCCUAAUUCUGUAACCCUACAUAUCGUAUGGCUAAUCCAUCUAACCAACACAUCUCUGGACACAAUGGGCAAUUUAGCAUGGCCAAUACAC
Messenger RNA from Chiloscyllium plagiosum (whitespotted bambooshark), 3298 nucleotides. The record is from RefSeq and is a predicted model, not a curated record. Lineage: Eukaryota; Metazoa; Chordata; Chondrichthyes; Orectolobiformes; Hemiscylliidae.